AUGAUCUUCAAGCACCUUACUGCUGGCCCGAGCCUCCCAUGGUGGACGAAGCUACAGAUUUUCCUCCUCUCUCUCGCCUCCGACUACGUUCGCCGCCCCGACGGGACCCUCAACCGCCGCCUGCUCUCUCUCGUGGAGCUCAAGACCCAUCCCAACCCCACCCCCGUCGGCGGCGUCCGCACGGCCGACUUCACCAUCGACCCCGCUCGCGGACUCUGGGUCCGCCUCUUCCUGCCCGCCUCCGAUGGCGGCGCCGGGGGGACGGCACUGCCCGUGGUCGUGUUCUUCCACGGUGGCGGCUUCGCGUUCCUCUCGGCCUCGUCCGCUGCGUACGACGCCGUGUGCCGCCGAUUCUGCAGGAAGCUCUCCGUGGCCGUGGUCUCCGUCAACUAUCGCUUGUCGCCGGAGGAACGGUUCCCCGCCCAGUACGACGACGGGCUUGACGUCCUCCAUUUCCUCGAGUCCAAUGUUGACAUCCCCGGCGGGGGCCUCCUCCGGGAAUUCUUCGAGGCGGCCGACCUCUCCAACUGCUUCAUCGCCGGCGACAGCGCUGGGGCCAACAUAGCUCACCACGUCGCCCGGCGGUGGAGCGCCGGGGAGCGCCCCUCGGAGGCUCGGAUCAGGCUAUCGGGGCUCAUCGCCAUUCAGCCCUUUUUCGGCGGCGAGGAGCGAGUGGACUCGGAGAUCCGCUUCCCCCACGGGCCCAUCGUGACCACCGACCGCACGGAUUGGCUCUGGAAGGCGUUCCUCCCCGACGGCGCCACCCGGGACCACGAGGCGGCGAACCCCGAGGCCGCGGCGGCCGACCUAGGGGAGAGCUUCCCGCCGGUCGUGGUGAUGGUGGGUGAGUUCGACCCGCUGCGGGAUUGGCAGCUAAUGUACUUCCGUAGCCUACGGUUGAGGGGGAAGGAGGCGGAGGUCAUCGAGUACGGCGGCGCCAUACACGCUUUCAACUUAUUCCCGGAGCUCAAGAGCUCGGCUGUGCUGAUCGAAGACUUGAGGAGCUUUAUCCUCCGGCAGGUCCGCCGGCGGCAGAAUGGCGGCGCCGUCGACGCUGCGGCUCAGUGA
Molecule: messenger RNA, 1068 nt
Organism: Spirodela intermedia
Lineage: Eukaryota; Viridiplantae; Streptophyta; Magnoliopsida; Alismatales; Araceae
Source: the annotation of a GenBank genome assembly